GCUCGUCAACGAGGUCAUCAGCUUGCAAAAGAUGGUCAGGGCCCAGAGUCAAGUCUCCAACGAGUUGAUCACCCACCUCAGCAAUAUCGAGGACCGUCGACGGAAUAGCAGACACUCGGCGCAUUCUAGCCACUCGAGUCAUUCAGCCGAACUUAGACGUGCGCGCGAGAUACUCAAUGGCGUUUCCCCCGACUCCCAGGCCGACCGAGAACUCGAACGGUUAUCGGUAGCCUACCAUCAAAAUGGGUCUCCAUCCGAUUCGGCAACCUCGUCAGUCAUGUUCACCCAGGGCGGCCCUGCACCCAUGCAUAUGUUGCAUGAUCCCCUCAAUGACCCAAGACACAUGGUCUAUCCGGUAGGGCAGACAACGGGCAUCGACCCGUUCCAUUCCGAUCACAUCAACAACAUCCCGUAUACUCGUCCCUUGAGUAACCCGAAUCCGAUGGCCGACUCUGCUCAGAUAACGCCUCCCCCAAAAGAUCAAGGCACCUCCAUGUGGAGCCAUAAGCGGCCACGCAUCCUGCUCGUCGAGGAUGAUAAGACAUGCGCAAGGAUCGGUGCCAAGUUUCUUCAUGUCCUCGAAUGCUCGGUAGAUAUUGCUAAGGAUGGGCUGGAAGCUGUCGAAAAGAUCAACAAUCCGGAGAAUAACGAGAGCUUUGACCUCAUUUUCAUGGACAUUAUAAUGCCCAACCUGGAUGGCGUAUCGGCGACGGCAAUGAUCCGGAUGGUGACGGCAAGAGUACCCAUCAUUGCCAUGACAUCGAAUAUCCGACAAGAGGAUAUCCAGACCUACUUCCAGUAUGGUAUGAAUGAUGUGUUAGCAAAGCCCUUUACUAAAGACAGCAUGAUCCGCGUGUUGAGGAAGCAUCUGGCAUAUAUGCUCAAAGACCCGCUCCAAGGCGGCCUUAACUCGGAUGACACAGGUCAGAUCGUGGGUGCCCCAGGACCGCCGGGCCAGAACCAAGCUUACAGCAACAACCAACAAGCUCAGGCCAACAUGAUGGCGGCGGCGGCGGCGAUGGCGAACUCUUCGAUGGGCAGCGGCGCCCAGGUCAAAUUUGAACAGACGCCGAUACCUUCACCCGCCACCACAUCCUCAUGGCAUUCCCCGGGGCAGAUGAACCAGACAUCCCCCAACAUGGACGGUGGAGGAUACAUGAAUGCCGGAGGGAGUGGCCCAGGAGGGAUGGUUUUGACGCCGGGAGGCACACAAAGACCACCGCCGCCACCAUAUCAAAUGAUGAACAACCAGGUGAACAACCAACUAGCAGGCGGAUCAGCGGGUUUCCAAGGCGGCGGUCAUAUGCAGGCCUCCGAGGGCAUGGGAAUGGGCGGCGGCGGAUCUGAUGAGAACCGACCAGAGAAGCGCCAAAGGUUAUAUGGGCCUGGCGCGAACCAGGGGCCGUUCGUGCAAUAGCGAGCAACCGUUGAUGAAAAGCUGGUUCUGGUUGGAAGUCGAAGUGGGAAUAGUGAGUGACGAGAUCGGGAAAAGCGCUGAAAAGAAGGGAUUCCGCAUUCGAGGACGGUGUGGGUCAGCUGGUGUUGACUUAUUUCCGUGGUUGAUUGUUUUGAUGUCAAUGUUGUGCCGUUGGAUGCUCGUCGCCGAAGGCAAAGAGCUGUUGAAUAUCCGACCAGGCGUUGCCUCGGAAUUGGCUAACCUCUACUGCAAUUCGAAGCUUUAGAAACUCGUACCGAAUCCUAACUUGCAUGCACCGGUUGACGUGGAUGUUCUUCGGUUUUUUUUUUUUUUUUUUUUUUUUUUUUUUUU
This is a messenger RNA of Neurospora tetraspora, 1768 nucleotides long. RefSeq lists its product as uncharacterized. The coding region runs from base 32 to 1417 and encodes 461 amino acids. Gene Ontology annotation, biological process: regulation of DNA-templated transcription; phosphorelay signal transduction system. The transcript has 4 exons. Gene Ontology annotation, molecular function: DNA-binding transcription factor activity; phosphorelay response regulator activity. The record is from RefSeq and is a predicted model, not a curated record. Lineage: Eukaryota; Fungi; Ascomycota; Sordariomycetes; Sordariales; Sordariaceae.